This is a messenger RNA of Clarias gariepinus (North African catfish), 1862 nucleotides long. RefSeq names its product putative ferric-chelate reductase 1. Gene Ontology annotation, molecular function: oxidoreductase activity, acting on metal ions. The transcript is spliced from 15 exons. The record is from RefSeq and is a predicted model, not a curated record. The coding region runs from base 1 to 1698 and encodes 565 amino acids. NCBI's taxonomy places the organism in Eukaryota, Metazoa, Chordata, Actinopteri, Siluriformes, Clariidae.
AUGAGAUUGAUUCUUCUGCUCCUGGGGUGUGUGUGGGUGUGUGAAUGUUACCCUAAUGGUCAAGUUUCAUCCAGUUGUGAUAACUUGACUCCUUCUCAUGGAAGCUCAGCUCAGACUAGUGCGCCUCCGUACACUGUUACAGCCGACACCAGCAGCUAUAAACAAGGAGACACCAUCACAGUGACUCUAAGUGUGACCUCCGGGAGUUUUAAAGGGUUUCUCCUGGAAGCGAGGCAGGUGGGAGGGAGCAGCGCUGUCGGUUCCUUCAGUCUGGUGGGCUCUGACUCCCAGCUCCUCACCUGCUCUGGAGUGUCUAACUCUGCGGUUUCCCAAACUUCAGGGUCUUCAAAAACACAAAUCCUAAGUAAAUGGAAAGCACCAACAUCUGGCAACCUCGGCAACAUUGAAUUCAGAGCCACAUUUGUCCGUAAUGGUGCCACCUUUUGGGUAGGAGUGAAGAGCUUACAGAUCACCUACAGCGGCACAUCGACUGUUGUCACCUCCACCAACUCCACCACUUCGACCCUCUUGACCCCAUCCUCCUCCAGCAUCUCCAGUUCAGACUGUGGGAUCAGUAAGACGUGUGUAAGUCGGCCGUCUGGCUGCGACCCUUCCACCAACUCCAACUGCAUCUUCAUGUCUUCCAUGCGCAUGUCCUCAGGGUGCAUGUUCGAGAUAUCGGGACUUUCAAAUGGCUACGUCUCCAUCGGCUUCUCAGAUGACACGAAGAUGGGAAAUGAUGACAUCUACAUAUGUGGGAAGGAUGCAAAUGGUGUGAUCCAGUUACAGCACGCAUUCUCAACAGGAACUACAACACCAACCAUCACCAACCUGGGAAAUGUGACCGUGCUCAGUACAGCACAGAAUAACGGAGUGAUCAGCUGCUCCUUCACAUGUAUGAACACAAUCAGCACCACCAGGAGCUCCACCCCAUCUAACAGUUACUACAUCUUCCUUGCCACUGGCGCCACCAGCAACGGUGUGAUCCAGAUUCACACCACUACACCUGUAAUCAGCAGCACUAAAGUGGACAUCAGCAGUGUGCAGAUAGUGGAGAGUCAGUCAGAGCUCGCACCCAUCGUUAAAGCGCACGGGUGUCUGAUGUUGAUUGCGUGGAUGACCACGGGCAGUAUGGGAAUGCUCAUCGCUCGCUUCCUAAAGAGAGCCGCCCCGGGUCAGAGGCUCUGCGGGAAAGACUUCUGGUUUGUGGCUCAUGUAUUACUGAUGUUGCUCUCCGUUGUGGCGACCAUCAUCGCCUUUAUCCUGAUAUUUUCAUACGCACAGGACUGGAGUGGGGGAGCUCAUCCUGUUCUGGGCUGUCUGGUGAUGAUCCUUAGUCUCACCCAGCCAAUUGGGGCGAUGUUCCGCUGUGCACCACAGGAUGGAGCGAGAUUUAUCUUUAACUGGAUUCAUGCUCUCAAUGCAUUAGCCAUUAAAGGGUUGGCAGUGGCUGCGAUCUUCUCCGGCCUCAUGUUGGCCGACAGCUCACCCACUCAGUGGAUGCCGAAGGUGAUGGGUGGAUUCGUGGCCUGGGAAGCGCUGCUCUUCCUCUGCCAAGAUCUUUACCAUAAAUGCAGGGAAAAAGAUAUAGAUCAAAGCGAUAGUGGGACGGGUACUGGAGUGCACCUGUUGAUGCUGUUUUUUUUGGGAAACCUGGCGUUCCUGGUGGCUCUGCUUGUCGGAAUUGGAACGGCGUAAUUAUGGAAUUCUUAAACUUUUUUUUUAUGUUUAGGUUUUAAACAGUUUCUUUCCUCGGGAAUAUAAAGACAUUUCUGUGCAUUUGUGAUAAUAAUUUAGAAACUGUUACAUGUUGUUUGCUUGUUUUAAAGCCAAUUGUCUGAUUUCAUUUCCCAAACAAUACU